AUGCCUGCCACCACGGCGGACACCCUCACCCUCGUCCAGCGAACCGUCACGGUUGCGCCUUUGGUUCUUCUCUCUGUUGCAGAUCAUUAUGGACGCUCGGCCAAGGGAACUCGGAAGCGUGUUGUGGGCGUACUGCUAGGAGAGAACACAGGCCAAAAUGUUCGGGUAUCAAACAGCUUUGCCGUCCCCUUCGAGGAGGAUGAGAAGGACCCGUCAGUGUGGUUUUUAGAUCAUAAUUUCGUCGAGUCGAUGAGAGAUAUGUUCAAGAAAAUCAACGCACGGGAGAAGCUAAUUGGGUGGUAUCAUUCGGGGCCAAAAUUGCGCGCCUCUGAUCUUGAAAUCAACGAACUGUUCAAACGAUACACCCCAAAUCCCUUACUAGUGAUCGUCGAUGUCCAGCCCAAGGAAGUCGGCGUGCCUACCGAUGCCUAUUUUGCUGUGGAUGAGAUCAAGGAUGACGGCACCACCACCUCCAGAACCUUUGUCCAUACCCCAUCCGUCAUUGAAGCUGAAGAGGCGGAGGAAAUCGGUGUUGAGCAUCUCCUCCGCGAUAUCAGGGAUGUUGCUGUGGGCACUCUUUCGACACGUAUAACGUCACAGCUGCAGUCGUUGCAGGGCCUGCACCUGCGUCUUCGAGACAUUGGACAGUAUCUACAGAAAGUCCUAGACCACGAACUACCAGUCAACCACGCCAUCCUGGGUAAUCUCCAGGAUGUCUUCAACCUCCUUCCCAACCUGUCAACUCCGUCAGCAACACAACGUCUCAGCGGAUCAGAACAGCCAACGGAUAACAGUGAACUGGCGCGCGCAAUGAGCAUAAAGACGAACGACCAAUUGAUGGCCAUUUACCUGAGCAGCUUGAUCCGCGCCAUUACCGCAUUCCACGAUUUGAUCGAUAACAAGAUCCAGAACCGGCAACAGCAGGAGGAAAAUGAACUGAAGCGGGAACAGGAAGCCAAUGCAGCCAAAAGUGAAAAGGAUGUGGCCAAAAAGACCAAUGCCGCCGUGAACGGCGAGCAGAAGGAGAAUCAUGACAAGUCCAAGAAAAAGAACCAAAGGAAUGACUAG
Aspergillus tanneri is the source of this 1068-nucleotide messenger RNA. RefSeq names its product proteasome regulatory particle lid subunit RPN8 (gene rpn8). The transcript is spliced from 3 exons. Gene Ontology annotation, biological process: proteasome-mediated ubiquitin-dependent protein catabolic process. NCBI's taxonomy places the organism in Eukaryota, Fungi, Ascomycota, Eurotiomycetes, Eurotiales, Aspergillaceae. Gene Ontology annotation, molecular function: metallopeptidase activity; protein binding. The record is from RefSeq and is a predicted model, not a curated record. The coding region runs from base 1 to 1068 and encodes 355 amino acids. Gene Ontology annotation, cellular component: proteasome regulatory particle; proteasome complex.